Molecule: messenger RNA, 1362 nt
Organism: Xiphias gladius (swordfish)
Lineage: Eukaryota; Metazoa; Chordata; Actinopteri; Istiophoriformes; Xiphiidae
Gene: tbpl1
Product: TBP-like 1
Exons: 8
Coding region: 716-1279 (187 amino acids)
Biological process (GO): DNA-templated transcription initiation
Molecular function (GO): general transcription initiation factor activity; DNA binding
Source: RefSeq, a predicted model, not a curated record
UUAUUUUGAAAGCUGAAAGGGGAAGUUGUUUGCAUGCUAGUCAAUGCGGAGGAAGGGGUUUGUCCACAAUUUUUACCGUUAACUGGCUGGUUUGUGUCUUGGGGUUACAGCAGUGAGCUAGCUGAAGAGGUAGCUAAAGAAUUAAAACAAACAAUUCAGAUACACAUAUUUAACUAACAUGCAGAGCCACCUGAAAACAGUGGAACUACCUCGUCCUCAAUGUAACGUUCGACGGCUAGCAUGCUAAGCUAGUGUAGCUAAUAACUUUUCAUUCAUUUCUCCCGGUGGACUUUUCUUUGUUGCUAGCUAGCGGGUAGCUUUUUUUCACAACAUUAGCCGGGGUAGUUCGUUUCUGCUGAAUUUUAGCCACAACAAGAAGUUAGCGCAUACAGUUACGCUAAAUUAGUGUGCGGUAAAUAUUUCACAUCCGGCUUGCUGGGCUGGCAAGAUUAGCUGGCAUCAUUUUCCCAAACAAUUGCGUUACUAUGCAGUAACGUACAGCACUGGGAUGCCUGUGUGAUUCGUGUUCUGAACCCGACUCCCAGUAUCUCAAGUAGAGGGGACCCACAUAGCUGGAGAACCAGAUGAACUGGUGCUGCAAAUGAGCGAAUCCUGUCUCCCUGCCCGUCCAUGAAAUGGUGGUGAUGGUGGUGUUGAUGAUGAAUGUGUGAGGACAAAGCCCCUGUGGUCCCCUUGCUUCACUGCACACUUCCUCAUGGAUUCCAGCAAUGAUGAGGCACUUGAUAUCAUUGUCACCAAUGUGGUGGCGACCUUCAGGACCAGGUGCCACCUCAAUUUGCGCACCAUUGCCUUAGAGGGAACCAACGUCAUCUAUAAGCCAGAAGUAGGGAAAGUCCUGAUGAAGCUUCGUAAGCCCACGAUAACAGCCUCAAUUUGGUCCUCCGGGAAAAUCAUCUGCACUGGAGCAACAAGUGAGGAUGAGGCAAAGCUGGGUGCUCGCAGGUUAGCAAGGUGUCUGCAGAAACUAGGCUUCAAGGUGAGGUUUUCAGCCUUCAGAGUUGUGAAUGUGCUGGCAGUGUGCUCCAUGCCCUUUGCAGUCCACCUCAUAGACUUUACAAAGAACAACCGACCCAUUGCCAGUUAUGAACCAGAGCUCCAUCCGGCUGCCACAUACAGGAUCAAAAAUCUCAAGGCCACUAUACAAGUGUUCUCCACUGGCAGCCUCACAGUUACAGGACCAAAUGUGCAGAACGUGGCCACAGCUGUGGAGCAGGUCUACCCACUACUGUUCGAGUGUAAGAAACCCCUCCACAAAUAAAGGAAAAAUAUGUUUAAGAAGACAGAAGAAAUUAAUGAGAGAAGGCAAGAGUGAGGAAGCAUCUGAUCUGCAGAUUUAUUUGC